Molecule: messenger RNA, 1680 nt
Organism: Cryptomeria japonica (Japanese cedar)
Lineage: Eukaryota; Viridiplantae; Streptophyta; Pinopsida; Cupressales; Cupressaceae
Product: transcription termination factor MTERF8, chloroplastic
Exons: 1
Coding region: 89-1204 (371 amino acids)
Biological process (GO): regulation of DNA-templated transcription; chloroplast organization
Cellular component (GO): chloroplast
Molecular function (GO): double-stranded DNA binding
Source: RefSeq, a predicted model, not a curated record
AAACAUAUCCGUGGUGAUACAUAUUAGGGCAAAACUCUGUUCAUUUUCACAUUCCAACCCUCUUGUUGCAGCAAAUUCCAGGAACACAAUGUUAUGCUGCAAACUGUUUGUUGUACCAUUCCAUUUUCGCAAUGCGUAUUCAACCCAUGCUUAUUCUCAGAACCUCUUUUCACACUUUGCCUCCACCAGACUUAACAUGUCUUCGGUCGACAUCACUCGCAUGUUUAAACGAGCCCCCUUUUUACAGAGGCUUCAAACCCUCGACAAGGUCGAACAAUUUGUUGAUAUGUUGAACAGACACGGCUGCUCUCAAGUCCAAAUUGCUAAGAUAAUGAUGACACGGCCGCUAAUGAUCAGCACAAGUGCAGAAAGAAUAUUAGAACCCAAAAUCAAACUGCUGGAAGAUUUCGGCUUUCAAGGUGAAACUUUGGCGAAGCUUUUGGCGAGCAAUCCAGGCAUCUUGGGCAUCAGCCUCGAGAACGACCUCGUUCCCAAGAUAAAGUUUCUUAAGAAUCUAUUUCAGUCCCAGGAGUUCUUCAUCAAAUCCCUGCUUAGAGCCCCCUCCAUUGUCAGUUAUAACCUGGAGAAGACCCUGAAGCCCUCGGUUGUUUUCUGGGAGAGAUGGGGUUUUCAGGGCACGGAGCUCUUCCGAGUAUUACGUCAUAGACCGGCCAUUCUGCAACGCUCUUCUCUAACGCCUGCCCAAGUUGAUCUCAUUCGGGAGAUUGGCGUCGACAAAGAAAGCAAGGCGUACAAAUAUAUUGUAAGCAUAGUGGCUACUCACCGCAUGGAAACGCUAAAGGCCAAGAUAGAGAAUCUCCAACUCUGCGGUCUCUCGGCUGAAGAAACCUGGCAACUAUGUCGGGCUGUACCUCAAGUGCUUUAUUACUCCAAGGUAAGAGUUCGUGAAACGAUGAACUUUGUAGUUAAAGACAUGGAGUUCCCUGCAAAUUGUAUAGUGAAGCACUACCACUUGUUGCAAUUAAAUUUGGAAAAGGUUAUGAGGCCCAGGUUUAUAGUUUGGCAGACGAUCAAAUCCAUGAAUGGUCCGAGUCUUUCUCUGUUGUCAGUAUUGACGAUGAGAGAGGAAAGGUUUGUUAGAAAUAUUAUCAGAGGACAUCCUGAAUCUACAACACUGUGGACAAUUUAUGAAAAUGCCAUCUCCAAGGCCUCCAACCACACAAAAAGCUCAAUACACUGUUAAUUUGUAUUUUUGGGAAUGAGGCAGUGAGAAUCGGGACACAAAGAACACAACAAACAUAUUAAUCCAGUCUUUACUCUUUAGCGGAAGGUAGGCAGGCCCCCCUCACCUCAUCGAGGUGUUGGCUGUGGGCAUUUUACAUUUCUGGAGCCACGAUAUUCAUCAACAGAAGCCACGCCCAUAAUCCCCUGCCAUGCAUUCUGUGUCUAAUUGUUCUUCAAGCAAGGUAUGCAUAGUACUUACUGACUUUUUAAGUGAGCCAAUUGCUUUCACUGCAGUCAUUCACUGUGAUGUAAUUGGUGACUAUAUGAUAGCUAGAAGUUUUGCUGCAUCUGAAAGGCAUUUCAGAAAAUCGCAAUAUCAUGUUUGGAAUGAGAGUUAUGCUAGAGGAAAGAAUGAACAAUUGAACAUAAUUUUCAGCAAAUAAAUUUUACAGCCUCCAAAUAUUUUGGGAAGCUGUAGCUUUCGGUUUGAUGUAA